GUGCCCUUUGUCCCAGAAGCCCAUUGUAUACGACAGAGGAAACCCUGUGCAGUAGGGGCCGCCAUCUUGGAUAGGCAGUCUCUCCAGCCCAGGAUAACCUGCAGAUCCCUUUAGAAACCUCAAGACAUUAAACAUAUAAAACGCGAAACACACGAGAGCCACAAUGGCCACCGCACCGUACAACUAUUCCUACAUUUUCAAAUACAUCAUCAUUGGGGACAUGGGGGUAGGAAAGUCAUGUUUGCUUCAUCAGUUCACAGAAAAGAAAUUCAUGGCGGACUGCCCCCACACGAUCGGCGUGGAGUUUGGCACGAGGAUAAUCGAGGUGAGCGGGCAGAAGAUCAAGCUGCAGAUCUGGGACACGGCGGGUCAGGAGCGCUUCAGGGCCGUCACACGCAGCUACUACAGGGGAGCCGCCGGGGCGCUUAUGGUCUACGACAUUACCAGGAGAAGCACAUAUAACCACCUCAGCAGCUGGCUCACUGACGCCAGGAACCUCACCAAUCCCAAUACUGUGAUCAUCCUCAUAGGAAACAAAGCAGACCUAGAGGCACAGAGGGAUGUCACGUACGAAGAGGCAAAGCAGUUUGCUGAGGAGAACGGUCUGCUGUUUUUGGAGGCGAGUGCAAAAACGGGCGAGAAUGUGGAGGACGCCUUCCUUGAAGCGGCCAAGAAGAUCUACCAGAACAUUCAGGACGGCAGUCUGGACCUAAACGCGGCCGAGUCGGGUGUCCAGCACAAGCCUUCGGCGCCACAGGGCGGCCGGCUAACCAGUGAGCCGCAGCCCCAGAGGGAAGGCUGCGGCUGCUAAUGACCAAUCACCCAGUCCAGCUUCCCCUGCCCCGCCAACAUACACCACCCAACCAACCACCAAACCACCAACUUAUCCUUUACACACACACACACACACACACACACACGUAAACACGGUCACAAACACAAGCUCACAGAAAGGCAGUCCUCUUCAAAAACACACACACACACACUCAAGAUGCAAACACUCACGUCCAUGUUGUCCUCCCCGCGUCCUCUUGCUCGGAGCUUGUGGGUUGCUUGGGUAACAGAGGGAGAUGGGAACUAGGGAUGACUUGAUGAGGGCUGGGUGGGCAAUCUUUUCUCCUCCACCCCUUCUCUCUCUCUCUCUCUCUCUCUCUC
Messenger RNA from Alosa alosa (allis shad), 1155 nucleotides. It is a transcript of the gene rab14l, whose product is annotated as RAB14, member RAS oncogene family, like. NCBI's taxonomy places the organism in Eukaryota, Metazoa, Chordata, Actinopteri, Clupeiformes, Clupeidae. The record is from RefSeq and is a predicted model, not a curated record. Gene Ontology annotation, molecular function: GTPase activity; GTP binding. Gene Ontology annotation, cellular component: Golgi apparatus; trans-Golgi network; recycling endosome. Gene Ontology annotation, biological process: defense response to bacterium; endocytic recycling; Golgi to endosome transport. The transcript is spliced from 8 exons. Bases 164 to 811 code for a protein of 215 amino acids.